Zingiber officinale is the source of this 1546-nucleotide messenger RNA. Its product is annotated as protein DETOXIFICATION 53-like. The record is from RefSeq and is a predicted model, not a curated record. The coding region runs from base 52 to 1410 and encodes 452 amino acids. The transcript has a single exon. Gene Ontology annotation, biological process: xenobiotic detoxification by transmembrane export across the plasma membrane. Gene Ontology annotation, cellular component: membrane. Lineage: Eukaryota; Viridiplantae; Streptophyta; Magnoliopsida; Zingiberales; Zingiberaceae. Gene Ontology annotation, molecular function: antiporter activity; xenobiotic transmembrane transporter activity.
GAUGGUUAGGUGGCAUUGGAGCUGCGGCAGCUGGGCCAGGCGGUGCUACCCAUGAUGAUGGCUAGCUUCCUGAUCUUCUCCAAGAUACUAAUCUCCAUGCUAUUCCUCGGCCGGCUGGGCGAUGCGGAGCUCGCCGGCGGCUCCCAGGCCAUCGGCUUCGCCAACAUCAGCGGCUACAACGUCCUCAUGGGGCUGGCGUUGGGCAUGGAGCCCAUCUGCGGCCAGGCCUUCGGCGCCCGCCAAUGGGCCGUGCUCACCCAGACACUCCACAAGACCAUCCUGCUGCUGCUCAUCGUCACCGUUCCCGUCGCCAUCAUCUGGCUCAACGUCCAACCAAUCCUACUAAAACUGGGCCAAGACGCCGUCAUCACAUCCAUUACCAAGGACUACCUCCUCUGGUCCCUCCCAGACCUCGUAGCACAAGCUCUCCUUCAACCUCUGAACAUCUUCUUGAGAACGCAGAAUCACAUAAACGCCCUCACCAUUGCUACUGCCUUCGCCGCCCUCCUUCACAUCCCUGCUACCUAUUUCUUCACCUUCUACUUAGGCUGGGGAGUCAAGGGGGUGGCGAUCGCUUCAGUUUGCAACACAAUCAACAACAAUUUGGCCAUCAUGGCUUUUCUCUUCAUCUCCGAUAACGUCCCCAAAAUCUGGACCGGGCUGUCCACAGAUUGCCUGCGCGGAUGGGGGCGGCUGCUGAAGCUGGGGCUGCCGAACGCCGUCGCCGCCUGCCUGCAGUGGGGGUGCUACCAGGUGCUGCUGCUGCUAUGCGGGCUACUGCCGGAUCCCAAGUCCAGCGUGGCCGCCAUGGGGAUACUCACGCAGACUACCGGAGUCAUGUACUUGUUUCCGGCGUCUCUCGGCAUGGUCCUGGCGACGAGGGUAGGGAACGAGCUGGGCGCGCGGCGGCCUGCAGCGGCACGAAGGACCGCCGCCGUGGGCCUGGCAUUGGCGGCUACGGGCGGAUUGCUGGCUUUCGCGUUCGCGGCUGGGAUGCGGCGCUCGUGGGGGCGGAUGUUCACCGACGACCCGGUCACGCUAGCGCUGACGGCCACCGCGCUGCCCAUCGUCGGGCUGUGCGAGCUAGGGAACAGCCCGCAGACGGCGGGGUGCGGAGUGCUACGCGGGAGUGCACGGCCAGCAACGGGUGCCCAAAUUAACUUGGGCGCAUUCUAUCUUGUGGGGAUGCCCGUUGCUGUGAUCGCCGGGUUCCCGCUGGGCCUCGGAUUACGGGGUCUGUGGUUUGGCAUCGUCGCGGCACAGGCUUCGUGCGUCUGCCUCGUGCUAUGGGCUAUUGUGCGCACUGACUGGGAGAAGGAAGCGACAAAGGCAGAGGUGUUGGCGGCGGAAGGCACAAUCGACGGCGGCGGCGGACAGCAGAGUGGGUUGACGGAGCCACUUGUUACUUGAAAGAGAGGGAGAUGAAACGUCAUCGGAUCGGACGAUUUAACUAAAUAAUUCUCUUUUAUUCUCCAACAAAUUUAACGGCAGAUUUUGAACGUUAAAUUUGAUGGCUGCCGGUUGAAAGGUUAUCUGAAUAAUAAUU